Ectocarpus sp. CCAP 1310/34 is the source of this 311-nucleotide messenger RNA. NCBI's taxonomy places the organism in Eukaryota, Phaeophyceae, Ectocarpales, Ectocarpaceae. The record is from the annotation of a GenBank genome assembly.
CGAAGCGCAGCAGGAGAUCUCCGAAGCGUCGAAGGAGAUUAAGGAGGCCCAGCAGCAACUGCGUGGGGCCUCAAAGAACAGCGCCUGAGAGGCGACCCUGAAAGCGAUGCUCAAGGCGGCGCGGAAGAAGCGCAGCAUCGCGAGGUGGAGAGCACUGGAAACGUUCUUCGAGGGCUAUGUACGGCAGCUCGAGAAGAAGGGCCGCGAGGGGGAUCAGGCGGGUUUCCGCAGGUACCUGAAGAUGAUCGAUGUCGAAGGUGAGAGGUCGUUCACCUCUCAGAACAUCAAGGACGAGGACGGCAAGGUCCUUC